AUGUGCACUCAUCGGCAGUGGCUACGUGUUCACAGAGACGAAAAUGGGUUCACCUUGCAGUACGGAAACCGUCUCGGCAACAUCACGAACUCUCUUCCCCACCCUGCGAAGCAAUACCCAUCCAUGGUUUUCUUCGUUGGCAAACAGGCCAAAUCGCAAGCGCUGCGAGCUCUCUUCCCGGGGACCAACAUAUCCAGUUGUCGAAAAUAUGGUAUCGCGAACAUAUGCGCCGAUCCAAGGACGACAAACGAUGACCAUCCCAUCCUCAUUGCUGAUACCACUCCUGAUUAUGCGCAAACCAACGUGAGGGGGAAGGUUGUCUGCCAUGAGACAAUCAAUCAUCCAAUAGCCUGGCCAAACGACGAGAACGGCCCACCUACACAGCAGGGCCUAACCGAUCAUCUCCACGCCAGACUACUGUCAUUGUUCGUCGACGUGCUGUGUAUAUUCGCGCAGGACUGUGGCGGCUUAGAUGGUGUAGUCGAGAGGCUUGCGUCCUGGGCAGCAUUGGGAUCUGCGUCUAGCCUGCCAAGUAGCACUCGCCCCCGGUUGCUUGUUGUCACUUGCGUUCCUGGACAUGCCUUUGACUCAGAAGCUCUACGCUUUCGUCUCAGAGUUUUGGCUGAUCCUAAGUUCGCAGAAUCGUUCUCGUCCUUGAACUUAGUGAAUCGUCUAGGGUCAAAGCACCGUCCUUCUCCAGCACUGUUCAGCGGCCUGGGGGAGGCCCUACGCCACGAAACCGGUCUGGCGCGUCUCGGGCGAGUUAAUACUCAUACCUUAUUUUCUAUGAUCCACAUCACGGCAUUCUUUGAAAUAGCCUUACGCAAUAUUGCAACAUCACCACUACACACAUUUGACUUUAUCAAGAGCUCGAGAGAGGAAAGUCUGGUCCCCCCCAACCUUUCGACUCACCUCAAGUCGUUUAUGGCCCUGAGUCUCGAACACAGGUUGCCUGAUAAUAUCCUUUGGGUGUUUAUUGGUUCCGCUAUAAUUAUGGACGGUUUUGCUACUGAUAUGCACUUGUUUAAUCCUUCGGAGGUCUUUCGUACUUUAUACCGCCAAGCCUGUGUCGUUGGAACUCAUGAAUUUGCGAGCUCCAAACAGCUAUCUAUCCAAUUGAUAUGCGGCGACAUCGAGUCGCACAUAAUAUCGAUGUUUUCCUCUAUGAAGUCCACCGGCCAGUCCGCUGCCGCUCUCCGUCAACAAUGCCUGCAGCAAGACAGACAAUACUGGCGGCUUUUGAAAUCUAACGUCGAUUGCUUCAUCUGCCUUCAAAGAAAACCGGAACACCUAAUGGAGUGCGGCCAUGGCAUAUGCGACUUCUGCGUCUCUAUCCGUAAUUUCAGCAAGCCGACAGAGGGCCGCGAGUACUGCUACGACAUCAGCAGCUGCCCCCAGUGUCAGGCUGGGAUCCGCUUCCAGGCAAGAAUACUGCCGCCAACAUGCCGGGUAAGAUUCCUAGCCGUUGACGGAGGGGGUUCCAGAGGCGUCGUACCACUAGGGUUCAUGGAGGAGUUGCGGCAAGCGCUUGGAUUAGACUAUCCAGUCCAGGAGAACUUCGACUAUUCUAUUGGAACAAGCUCAGGGGGUAUUGCAACCAUCGGCCUCUUUGGGAAGAAUUGGAGCCCGACGGAAUGCCUUAUAUUCUUUCAAAAAUUUGCGAGGAUUAUCUUCCCACGCAAGGCCGUUGCCUGGUAUUCAAUCUGCGCAAUGAUCCGGCGUAUCCGUGCGUUUUACCUUGAUGAUGGUAAGUAUGAUGCAGCCGUCUUGGAAGACGCUCUGAAGGAGGCUCUUGGGAAUGGCCUGAUAUUUGGUCCCGUGGGAUUGAGAACGUCCGGGAUGAGAUAUGCCGUUACUGCAACUACGAUAUCUGACGCGACACUAUGCCUGAUCUCGAACUACAACGGUGAGGGCCAGCAUGGCAAAAAUACAAGAUAUAAACACCUUCGGGCGGCACAGGCAACCGAGGAGAUAUUACUUUGGGAAGCGGCAAGAUGCACGACUGCAGCACCUAGUUACUUCAAACCUAAACACCUCCCCUCAUUUGGUACAUUGCAGGAUGGCGGCCUAAAGUACAACAACCCUGUGCGACCCGGCCUACUUGAAGUCCGGCGUACCUGUAACAAUAGUGAUUGUGACCUCGUCCUCUCAAUUGGGACAGGAUUCGAGCAAAAGCUCAUGUCGCCAGUAGCUUCAAACGUGCGGAAUCUUCUUCAGGAUGGGGCAAUGGCCCGGUUUUAUCGGGCAGCCAUGCAGUCACUGUCUCUGAAUGGCCAGAUCAGCUGGGAAGACCACUGGUCUGGCUUAGAGGAGGACGUAAAGAGACGGCAGUUCCGUCUAAAUUUGCCUUUGGUAGGAAGUGAACCCAAGAUUGACGACGUGGGCAAGAUGCAAAAUCUCCAGGAUCAAAUAAGGUAUCAUCUUGGUGAUAUUAAGGGUAUUGCCCGGGCUUUCAAGGCAGUAACUUUCUUCUUUGAGCUCGACGGGCCUCCGGAGGACCAAGGGGGGCGCUUUUGCUGUCAUGGCUCCAUCCUCUCUCGGAGCCCGGACAGCCGUGAUCUUGUCCAGAAUAUCGGCCGCGGCUACCCUUACGCGCGAUUCUUCAACCACGACGUCUCCCUUGGAUUUCUUAGCGCAAGCGAUAUCUGUCAGCUUUGCGGGCGUUUCCAGAAAGCUGUCACGUUCUACGUACGCCAUCCCUCCGAUCAGGUAAACCUGCAGCUCGUCUUCAACAGCCUCUUCUGCCGAAGCAUUAGCGGGUUCCCACAACCUAUACAAUGGUUUAUCGACAGACAGAAGCUGAAUGCGAAAUUCGGACAGCCCGACCACAAGAGCAGAAUUGAGCACUCUAGGGACCUCUCCUGUAGCUGUGAGCUUCGACGUCGCCGGGAAGUCUCAGUCCCCGCUACAGACACCAGAAAACGCUGUGCCGUUACCUUGCCGAGAAGAACACGUAAGAAGCGGCGUUAUUUGUAA
Messenger RNA from Venustampulla echinocandica, 2976 nucleotides. RefSeq lists its product as uncharacterized. Lineage: Eukaryota; Fungi; Ascomycota; Leotiomycetes; Helotiales; Pleuroascaceae. Bases 1 to 2976 code for a protein of 991 amino acids. Gene Ontology annotation, biological process: arachidonate metabolic process. The record is from RefSeq and is a predicted model, not a curated record. Gene Ontology annotation, cellular component: membrane. The transcript is spliced from 6 exons.